This is a messenger RNA of Protopolystoma xenopodis, 420 nucleotides long. The record is from the annotation of a GenBank genome assembly. NCBI's taxonomy places the organism in Eukaryota, Metazoa, Platyhelminthes, Monogenea, Polystomatidea, Polystomatidae.
AUGAACUGCAUCCAAACAUCAUUUCCCGCCAGCUCCAUACGUUCUCCCCUAUCGCUUGGUCCGCUCACGCUAGAUCUCCGGCCUGAGGCCUUGCCCACUCAACUUGAGCAUUACCGCCAUGUUUUUGACGAUGCUGACCCCGGUCUAGUUGGCAUGAUGUCACAUUCUUCAGUCAACACGUCUCCUUCCGUGAUGAGCCCGUCGCUACUUUGCAGGAAAGCCAAAGCCGUCGAAUCGGUUGCAUCUCGCCUGGCUCGACUUGGUCUUUGCGGAAGAUAUACACCACGACGACAGGAUAUUCAGGAUAGAAGUAAGCUCAAAACCAAUUCAUUUGUGGCUAUUUUCAUUCACCUGUAUUUUGUUCAAAUCUUCACAAAAGUCAACUUAACUGAGAGCUUCAUUCAUCCUAAAUCGCCAUAG